AUGAGCACCAAGCUGGUACUCUGCCUGUGCCUGGCGCUCUGCGGAGUCCUGGCCACAGCUUAUCCGCUGGAGGAGAACUUCGGACAGGAGUCUGAGUUGGAGAACAGCCAGGAGCUGAACAGUGUUGAGGACAACUACGCCGAGGCGGACCCCUCGUCGUGGCGCAAGCUCUUCGGCAGCGAAGGCAGCGCUGGAAACCUGGUCAUCACCUUCCCCUCCACCACCACCACCACCAGGAGGCCGAAGCGGAAGCACUCCUCCCACCCGGCACCCAAUUACUCCCACUCGGCACCCAAUUACUCCUACUUGGCUUACCAGCAUUACUCACCGUACCCAGCUCCGCCGUACCACUACCCCAGCUACUAUCCACCACCGUUCCCGUAUCCCGGCGGAUAUUAUCAUCACCAGUCGCACCCGCACAAGCCCGACACGAAGCCCGACACUAAGCCCGAGCCGAAGCCCGACCCAAAGCCUGAGCCGAAGCCCGACCCAAAGCCGGACCCAAAGCCCGACCCAAAGCCCGACCCGAAGCCCGACCCGAAGCCCGACCCGAAGCCCGACCCAAAGCCUGAUCAUCCCGAUCACGGACAUCAUGGUCAUCACGGUCACCACGGUCACUACCCUCCACCAGCCCCCUACUAUCCACCCUACCCAUACUACCCACCCCCACCACCUCCACCACCACCACCACCACCACCACAAUCGAACGACUCUGGCGAAUCCUCAGAAUCGGUAACCUUCAACAAGUGCAAGAAGUUCCUUGGAUUUAUCUGCUAA
This is a messenger RNA of Drosophila subpulchrella, 777 nucleotides long. Its product is annotated as anther-specific proline-rich protein APG. The coding region runs from base 1 to 777 and encodes 258 amino acids. The transcript has a single exon. NCBI's taxonomy places the organism in Eukaryota, Metazoa, Arthropoda, Insecta, Diptera, Drosophilidae. The record is from RefSeq and is a predicted model, not a curated record.